CAGUGAAGCUAUUCACAAAUAUUCCUCCUUAUUGACAUGUGCCAUUUCGCAAAAGCAGCUGUGAGAGGAACUAUCACCCCAUAAAACUUCAUUAUAGCUCUGGGUCAGAAUCCAUCAACUUCACACGAACAAGUCAACCGACCCUUGCUGCCUGUGUGCCAUUUCGCUUUCGCUUCAACAUGCCUCGGCCACCCCUCUCUCAAAACCGCUCUUUAUCCAUCCUCCAAAAUGCCCGCGAAGGCGGCUAUGCCGUGCCGGGACUAUGCUGUUACAAUAUCGAAUCCAUUAUUGCCACCGUGCGGGCGGCCGAAGCAGCAAAAUCACCGGCCAUGGUCCUUUUGUUUCCCUGGGCAAUGCAGUAUGCCUCCGACUCGCUAGUGCUCGCGGCCGCCAACGCGGCGCAUACGGCCUCGGUGCCCAUCAGCCUGCAUCUGGACCACGCGCAGACACCGGAGCUGGUGCGGCGCGCCGCAGACAUCCCGGACGGCUUCGACAGCAUUAUGUGCGACAUGAGCCACUAUGAGCGGGAGGAGAACCUGAAGCUCACCUCAGAGCUGGUUUCGUACUGCCACUCGCGCGGUAUCGCGGCCGAGGCGGAGCCCGGCCGCAUUGAGGGCGGCGAGGACGGGGUCGCCGAGACGGCCGACCUGGAGGGCUUGCUCACCACGCCCGAGGAGGCGCAGACCUUCGUCGACACGGGCAUCGAGAUGCUCGCGCCGGCUUUCGGCAACGUGCACGGAGAGUAUGGUCCCCGGGGAAUACGGCUCGAGUACGACCGCCUGGAGUCGAUCAACAAGGCCGUCGGGGACAAGGUGUUCCUGGUUCUGCACGGGGCGGACCCGUUCGACGAUGAGAUAUUUGCAAAGUGCAUCAAGGCUGGCGUCACGAAGGUGAAUAUCAACAAGGGCAUGAACAAGCACUACGCUCGAGUGCAGGAGGAGAUGAGGGGAAAGCCUCUCACGAGUGUCAUCGAGAAGGGCACAGAUGCGAUGCAGAAGGCGAUCGAGCAGUAUAUGCACUCGCUAGGAAGCGCUGGUAAAGCAUAGUCAAGGGUCGUUUAAGCCUUUAGGGCAAUCUAUCCACGAUU
Messenger RNA from Truncatella angustata, 1087 nucleotides. Its product is annotated as ketose-bisphosphate aldolase. The coding region runs from base 180 to 1046 and encodes 288 amino acids. The transcript has a single exon. Gene Ontology annotation, biological process: carbohydrate metabolic process. Gene Ontology annotation, molecular function: aldehyde-lyase activity; zinc ion binding. The record is from RefSeq and is a predicted model, not a curated record. Lineage: Eukaryota; Fungi; Ascomycota; Sordariomycetes; Amphisphaeriales; Sporocadaceae.